Messenger RNA from Lathyrus oleraceus (garden pea), 2380 nucleotides. Its product is annotated as DNA mismatch repair protein MSH7. Gene Ontology annotation, biological process: mismatch repair. The record is from RefSeq and is a predicted model, not a curated record. Lineage: Eukaryota; Viridiplantae; Streptophyta; Magnoliopsida; Fabales; Fabaceae. Gene Ontology annotation, cellular component: MutSalpha complex; nucleus. Gene Ontology annotation, molecular function: ATP-dependent DNA damage sensor activity; ATP binding; mismatched DNA binding. The coding region runs from base 1 to 1782 and encodes 593 amino acids. The transcript is spliced from 2 exons.
AUGCAGGGUGAGUGUGCUCAAGCAUUACAAGAGAAUGCUAUGUGCGCUUUAGCAAAUAUUUCUGGUGGUUUGUCUUAUCAUCAGCUCGCCGAAUCUACCAAACCGUCAGAUCCUUUGGUGGUUGAAGAGACAUUACUCAAACAAUUCAAACCUCGCUUGCCUUUCCUUGUGCUAGAACGGACCAUCAAAGCUCUUGCUGGUUUAUACGGUAAUUCCGUACUCUCAACUAAACUAGCAAAUUCCGAUGCAAAACGUUUGCUUGUUGGUUUGAUAACUGUGGCUGCCAAUGAAGUGCAAUAUGAGCUUAUAAAAGCUCUGUUGACAUUAUGCAAAAGUGAAUGCAGUCUAUGGUGUGCGCUUCUAGGCCGUGAAGGAGUUCAGCAAUUGAUAUCACAUCUGGGACUUUCAUCAGAACAGCAACAAGAAUGUGCUAUUGCCUUGCUCUGUUUAUUGUCUGAUGAAAAUGUUGAAAGUAAAUGGGCCAUUACUGCUGCUGUUGGUAUACCUCCACUUGUUCAAAUUUUGGAGUCGGGAUCUGCCAAAGCAAAGGAAGACUCGGCAGCAAUUCUUAGGAACUGGGUUUGCUGUCCACUGAAAGAUGCUGAAGGAAUUAAUAAUAGGCUUGAGGUGGUAGAUCAUUUAAUAACUUUACCUGAAGUUGUGUUUCAUAUUGCACAACAUCUUUGCAAGCUUCCAGAUUUGGAACUAUUACUUGGUUGGACCAAGUCUAGCCUUAAAGUAUCAAGCUCUAUCUUACUUCCUUUGUUGGCAAAGAAAAUAUUGAAAAAGAGGGUGAAAGUGUUUGGGUCUCUUGUAAAAGGCCUUCAGACUACUUUGAGUUUGCUGCUUCUACUACAGAAAGAGAAGUCUCUAAUAUCAUCCUUGACCAAAAUUGUUAAACUUCCUGUUCUGACUGGCAGUGAUGGGCUCGAUCAGUUCCUUACUCAGUUUGAAGCAGCUGUAGACAGUGACUUCCCAAAUUACCAAAAUCAUGAUGUUACGGAUACAGAUGCUGAAACACUCACAAUACUUGCUGAAUUAUUUUUGGAGAAAGCUGCUCAAUGGGUCGAAGUUGUUCAUGCCAUCAACUACAUUGAUGUGCUAAGAUCUUUUGCUGUUACUUCUAGCUUUUCUUGUGGAACUGUGUCUAGGCCUGUUGUAGUGCCAACAUCAAAAGGUACAAGUAAAGAUAGUGGAGUGCCUGAGCUCAAAAUGAAGGGACUAUGGCAUCCAUUUGCUCUUGGAGAGAGUGGGCGUGUGCCUGUUCCAAAUAACAUAAUCCUGGGUGAGAACGAAGACAUGCAACAUCCUCGCACAUUGCUUCUAACAGGGCCAAACAUGGGUGGAAAAUCAACACUUUUGCGUGCUACCUGUCUAGCUGUUAUUAUGGCCCAGUUAGGUUGCUAUGUCCCUUGUGAAAAUUGUGUUCUCUCAGUUGUGGAUAUCAUCUUCACACGGCUUGGAGCCACAGAUAGAAUCAUGGCAGGCGAUACCUUCUUUAUUGAGUAUACAGAAACUGCAUCAGUACUUCAGAAUGCUACUCAAGAUUCUCUUGUUAUCCUUGAUGAAUUGGGUCGGGGAACAAGCACUUUUGAUGGAUAUGACAUUGCAUAUGCUGUAUUCCGACAUCUGAUUGGAAAGGUUAACUGUCGCUUGCUAUUUGCCGCACAUUACCAUCCGCUAACAAAAGAAUUUGCCUCUCAUCCACAAGCUAUCAAAUCCCUGCAAAAAAGAGAUGUUUUCCUCCAAGUUAACAACACCACACAAAAUCAGUUUACAUAAAAAAAACAUAUCCUAUUUUCAUCUAAGUGAGUUACAGUGGUGAAUUGUUUCUUACCAACAGUGAAGUUUUGGAAAUGAAGAGAAUUGAGGGAGGGACCACCAACUGGGGAUGAGGACAAAACUUUCCAACCUCCGGACACUCCACUCCUCCGAAAGAAAACACAGCAGAGGAAAGAGAUGAGUAGCAUAUAAAAGGGAAAUUACUAUUCACAGAGAAUCCUAAUUUUUGAGAGAGGAGCCGCUACUGUUCACUAAGAAAAAAAAGGAGCCGACGGCAAGGAGAAAAGAAAACCAUAGUUUUUCUUGAUGAAGAACGGACAAGAAGAUCAAAGACCGGUUCAGACGAAACCUUACCUACAUCCGUCGGUUAAUCUCGCCGCAACCGGUUAGUUUCCUUUUCGAAUUUCUAUUUCCAUUUCUCCGUUUUAGCUUCCUUAAAGCUUCCAUUUGUUUGGUUAACUUCUGUAAAAUUUUGAUGUUCAAAGGGAAAGAAAAAUGAUUGCUGGACUAAGAUGAAUAUGUUUCCCAGAACCUGCUACUGUUAUAUUUGUUAUUUAAUUAUAUUCAACGCCUGUUUAUUAUAUGGUUAUUAUAUUUA